Rasamsonia emersonii CBS 393.64 is the source of this 1893-nucleotide messenger RNA. RefSeq lists its product as uncharacterized. NCBI's taxonomy places the organism in Eukaryota, Fungi, Ascomycota, Eurotiomycetes, Eurotiales, Trichocomaceae. The transcript has 2 exons. The record is from RefSeq and is a predicted model, not a curated record. Bases 1 to 1893 code for a protein of 630 amino acids.
AUGGACGACGAUAUAGAUAAUAUGUUCGACGAUCACCCCUCUCUCUCCGCCUCGCUGGAGGACUUUGCGGCCAACAGCAACACUCGCCGCUCGCCCCUCCUCGAUCUUCCCUCACAACACUCCGGAUUCCGGUCGGAGGAGUCGGACAACGACAUGGACGACGAACCGACGGAGCCGUGGUCGCCGCCAGGGCUCCGGAGCCACGACUAUGUGCCCGGGAGCGGGUGGUAUCGCCAUCAGCCAUACGAGCGCAAGGAAGACCGGGAUCGACUGGAGCUGAAACCGACCUUGCAACACAGUCCAUCGCGGUCGCGAGAACCCAGUCCACAAUAUGAAGAUGCGCCAGAGGCUCCGCUGCCAGUGGGAACGGGUUACAACACUGCAGGCCUUCCCGAUAUCACGUUGGCAGCAAAUACACCUCUUCCUCCCGGGGGAGACUCGCCGCUGAAAGGACGGUCGGUCAGCCCAGAUCCGCCUCGCAAAGGCGGCGGUGGCGGCGGGAACAACCGCCGCGAGGACAAUGAGAGCACUGUGGAAUCCCAGCCAACUAAUCUGAAUAACUACAUACGUUUCGCCUUGCGCGCCGAAGUUCAGCAUCGCGAACCAUUUGUCGCCUUCUUCAACUAUCUGCGAUCCAAGUUUGACAGCAUGACGAGGACCAAAUCCAAUACCAUAAUCUCGAUCGUAGUCUUAUUGGGGUCAAUUGCGCUGAUGCGCGCGCUUCUCCUCCCGCCGGUACCGCAGGCGGUUCCGGACCUCGUAAAGCUGUCCAGCUUUGCUCGUUCUUUCGAGCCGCUGAUUCACUACUCGGAAAACGGUGUGAAACAGAUCGGCACACUGCAAGAGACGGGCGUUGCGGUUUGGGACUUGGGCGAAUCGCUCCGGGGAUCGAAUAUGACGAGUGCGCCCAUCAUCGUGAGCCAACUGGACGAGCUCUCCGAAUCGUUAAAGACGCUCUCUCUCGAGCUGACCCGCUUCUUUGCCAAUGUCGAUGCCGAUGUCGAUUCGAUUCUGCUAGUGAUGGACUGGGCCAAACGGGAGCUUCAGACGUUAACCAAUCAGCCUCCCAGCAGCCUGCCCUCGAUUAUGAUCGACAACUUGCACACUAUGAUAUCGUCACUGGCCUCUCUCGAGCGGUUCGAUUCCGCUGGGGGUGAAGAUUCCGACGGGGGCAGUGACCUCACCAGCACAACGACCACCUUGGGCACGAUAGUCACGGCCAUCCUGGGUCCGACCUCUGCGCAACGUACGCGUGCCACCCUGACCCGGACAUUUACCGAGUUCCUCAACGUGCUGGAAGAGUCGAUCAAUAGCGAGCUCUCCCACUCGACGGCGCUUUUUGCGCUCUUCGAGUCCAUUGACCGGCAGUUCCUCAAUCUUCAGCGGACAGUCGUUCGUGAAUCGGAUGCGCAGGAGCGGGCAGAGGGCGAGAUGCUGAGUUCACUGUGGACGCGGGUUCUGGGCCCCGACGCGGCCUUGGUCCGCAAGUACGAGAAGAACCGACGUCUUCUCGCCAGCGUGCGCAGCCGGACGGUUGCCAACAAGCACCUUCUCAUGGACCACCGGGGCCGGCUGCUCACGCUGAAGGUCAACUUGGAGACACUGCGACGGAAACUGGUGAGUCCUCUUGUGCGGCGGAACGACUCGGUCAGUUUUGUCGGCAUGGUCGACGGCAGCAGCGGCAGCGGGCGCAUGCUCAGCCCCGUGGAAGCCGUAGUCGAAGGACAGAUCAGGGGCAUCGACAGCGCAUACGAGUACCUUCGCGGAGUGCGCGAGAAGCAGAAAGCGAAGCUGAUGGAGAUGGUGUAUGGAGCGGGCAGCCGGACGAGUAUUCCUGGCAGCACGACGCUCAGCAUCGGGCCGGAGGAAUCCAUGAGUGAGGGAGAGGGGUGA